AUGGGAGUGAGAGGCAAAAGGAACUACGUCAGCAAGUUCCAGGAUAUCUUCCGUCAGACCGACCGGGUCGACGAUCGAAAGCUGGAGGUGGACAAUGUCAUGCGCAAGCAAUACGGGCUGCAAGGACCACUGAGCUGGUCCGAGUUCACCUUCUACGCGUGGAGGCAGCGUGUCAGGGAUCAAAGAGCAAAUAAUACCGCCAACGUCCUGGAUACGUUGCAGGCAGUCAAGGCUGGAUCGAUCGCCAACGAAAUCACCAAGGCGGUUAUGAGGUACUGCUACGACCAUGCAGCGAAGCCUCCGCGUUCCAAGGACCAAGUCGAGUGGACUAUGGAGACGCACGGCGACCUCUUCGUGGCGCUUCUCGGCACGCCGAACGCGCUGGGCGCGGGCUGGCUGCUGGCUGACCACAACGAUGAGCUUGGAGGGUAUAUCGUGGACAAGAUCAUUACCAGCGGCGUUGACGGAGGAUUAAACAUCGUUUUUAAGAGUGUUAAGGGGUGA
This is a messenger RNA of Cladophialophora carrionii CBS 160.54, 504 nucleotides long. RefSeq lists its product as uncharacterized. The record is from RefSeq and is a predicted model, not a curated record. The transcript has a single exon. Lineage: Eukaryota; Fungi; Ascomycota; Eurotiomycetes; Chaetothyriales; Herpotrichiellaceae. The coding region runs from base 1 to 504 and encodes 167 amino acids.